This is a messenger RNA of Sycon ciliatum, 6181 nucleotides long. RefSeq lists its product as uncharacterized. NCBI's taxonomy places the organism in Eukaryota, Metazoa, Porifera, Calcarea, Leucosolenida, Sycettidae. The coding region runs from base 40 to 4449 and encodes 1469 amino acids. The transcript is spliced from 18 exons. The record is from RefSeq and is a predicted model, not a curated record.
GCAGCCAAAGCAACACCUACUGUCUAUGUGGCAGAUACAAUGGCGGCCACAGUAGCCGCUACGGCAGAAGUCACGGAAGCCGCUAGAGGAACAGUUGCAGACACAAUGAUGCAAACAGCAACAGCCAUGGUCACACGCACAGCUAGAGAGUCAUCCACAUCAGAAACAUGCCAAGCGGCCGUAACAGGAAGCACAGCUGAGGCAGCAGCAGCCACAGCAGCACCUAUGGCCUCUUUGGCAGAUACAUUGUCGCACACAGUAGCCGCUACAGCAGAAGUCACAGCAGCUGCUACGGCAACAGUCACCAACACAAAGAUGCAAACGGCAACAGCCAUGGACACAGUCGCAGCUAGAGAUUCUUCCACAUCGGAAACAUGCCAAGCGGCCGUAACAGAAUGCACAGCGGUGGCAGCAGCAGUCACAGCAGCACCUCUCGUCACUGUGGCAGAUGCAGUGACGCCCACAGUAGCCGCUACGGCAGAAGUCACAGCAGCCGCUACAGCAACAGUCACAGACACAAUGAUGCAAAUGGAAACCGCCAUGGGCACAGUCGCAGCUAGAGAGUCAACCACAUCCGAAACAUGCCAAGCGGCCGUAACAGGAAGCACAGCUGAGGCAGCAGCAGCUACAGCAGCACCUGCCGUCCCUGUGGCAGACACCGUGACGCCCACAGUAGCCGCUACGGCAGAAGUUACAGCAGCAGUUGCAGACACAAUGAUGCAAACGGCAACGGCCAUGGACACAGUCACAGCUAGAGAUUCUUCCACGUCAGAAACAUGCCAAGCGGCCGUGACAGAAAGCACAGCUAAGGCAGCAGCAGCCACAGCAACACCUGCAGUCUCUAUGGCAGAUACAGUGACGUCCACAGUAGCCGCUAAGGCAGAUACAGUGAAGCCCACAGUACCCGCUAUGGAAGAAGUCACAGCAGCCGCUACAGGAACAGUCGCAGACACAAUGAUGCAAAUGGCAACAGACAUGGGCACAGUCACAGCUAGAGAGUCAUCCACAUCAGAAACAUGCCAAGCGGCCGUAACAGGAAACACAGCUGAGGCAGCAGCAGCCACAGCAACACCUACGGUCUCUGUUGCAGAUACAGCGAUGCCCACAGUAGCCACUAUGGCAGAAGUCAGAGCAGUCGCUACAGGAACAGUCGCAGACACAAUGAUGCAAAUAGCAACAGCCAUGGACACAGUCGCAACUAAAGAGUCAUCCACAUCAGAAACAUGCCAAGCGGCCGUAACAGGAAGCACAGCUGAAGCAGUAGCAGCCACAGCCACACCUGCAGUCUCUAUGGCAGAUACAGUGACGUCCACAGUAGCCACUAUGGCAGAAGUCACAGAAGCCGCUAGAGGAACAGUUGCAGACACAAUGAUGCAAAUGGCAACGGCCAUGGGCACAGUCGCAACUAGAGUGUCAUCCUCAUCAGAAACAUGCCAAGCGGCCGUAACAGAAAGCACAGCUGAAGCAGCAGCAGCCAAAGCAACAUCUACUGUCUAUGUGGCAGAUACAAUGGCGGCCACAGUUGCCGCUGCGGCAGAAGUCACGGAAGUCGCUAGAGGAACAGUUGCAGACACAAUGAUGCAAACAGCAACAGCCAUGGUCACACGCGCAGCUAGAGAGUUAUCCACAUCAGAAACAUGCCAAGCGGCCGUAACAGGAAGCACAGCUGAGGCAGCAGCAGCCACAGCAGCACCUAUGGUCUCUUUGGCAGAUACAUUGUCGCACACAGUAGCCGCUACAGCAGAAGUCACAGCAGCUGCUACGGCAACAGUCACCAACACAAAGAUGCAAACGGCAACAGCCAUGGACACAGUCGCAGCUAGAGAUUCUUCCACAUCGGAAACAUGCCAAGCGGCCGUAACAGGAAGCACAGCUGAGCCAGGAGCAGCCACAGCAGCACCUAUGGUCUCUGUGGCAGAUACAGUGUCGUCCACAGUAGCCGCUAAGGCAGAAGUCACAGCAGCCGCUACAGGAACAGUUACAGACACAAUGAUGCAAAUGGCAACACCCAUGGACACAGUCGCCGCUAGAGAGUCCUCCACAUCAGAAACCUGCCAAGCGGCCGUAACAGGAAGCACAGGACAGACGGAAGCAGUGUUUGAUUCGUCCGACCAUAGCACAGCGGCUCAAGCUUUACGCAUGACAUGGCGAAUACGCAUCGCUCCCUCAGCAGGCAACAGCCGCUGGCGGCCAAAAAUUUGGUCCAGAUAUGGCCGGACCAACCAGAUCGGUUCCGCAACCCCUGUUUCUCUUCUUGUUUUAACUGGAGCAGAGGCAGAAGCUGUCACAGCAGCACUUACAGUCCCUGUGGCAGAUACUGUGUCACACGCAGCAGCCGCUACGACCACACUCCCAGACAGCAUGUCGCCCACUGUAGCCGCUACGGCAGAAGUCACAGCAGCCGCUACAGCAACAGUCGCAGACACAAUGACACAAAUGGCAACAGCCAUGGGCACAGUCAUAGCUAGAGAGUCAUCCACAUCAGAAACAUGCCAAGCGGCCGUAACAGGAAGCACAGACAAUCCGUUUCACCUGGUUAGGUUUGUGUGUGACAUUCAACCAUGGUUGAACGAAGUUGACGCAGAUCGACUGCGACAGAUGGUGAUCAAGAAACAUCUCAUAACUGACAGCGCAUCAAUAGAGAGACUAAAGAGAAUUCGGUCCCGGGAUGGACAAUCUGCUCAUAAUGAGGAGCUCAUCCAGUUGCUCAGAGCUGGUGGCCUAAAGACUUAUCGUGAUCUCGGUGUUGUCAUUGAGGAACUUGGGUAUGUGGACAGGAGCAAGGACAUGCUCUCCAUUUUGUCCCACACAGCUCUUCCUAUUUAUGCCAAAGCUGAGGCAGCAGCAGCCACAGCAGCACCUGCAGUCUCUAUGGCAGAUACAGUGACGUCCACAGUAGCCGCUGUGGCAGAUACUGUGACCCAUGCAGCAGCCGCUACGACCACACUCACAGAUAACGUGGCGCACACAGUACCCGCAAUGGCAGAAGUCACAGCAGCCGCUACAGCAACAGUCGCAGACACAAUGAUGCAAAUGGCAACAGCCAUGGGCACAGUCGCAGCUAGAGAGUCAUCCACGUCAGAAACAUGCCAAGCGGCCGUAACAGGAAGCACAGCUGAGGCAGCAGCAGCCACAGCAACACCUACGGUCUCUGUGGCAGAAACAGCGUCGCCCACAGUAGCCGCUACGGCAGAUGUCACAGCAGCGACUACAGCAACAGUCGCAGACACAAUGAUGCAAACGGCAACAGCCAUGGACACAGUCGCAACUAGAGAGUCAUCCACAUCAGAAACAUGCCAAGCGGCCGUAACAGGAAGCACAGGACGGGCAGAAGCAGUUUUUGAUUCGUCCGACCAUAGCACAGCGGCUCAUGCUUUACGCAUGACAUGGCGAGUACGGAUCGCUCCCUCAGCAGGCAACAGGCGCUGGCGGCCAAAGAUUGGGUCCAGAUAUGGCCGUACCAACCAGAUCAGUUUCGCAACCCCUGUUUCUCUUCUUGUUUUAACUGGAGCAGAGGCAGAAGCUGUCACAGCAGCACUUACAGUCCCUGUGGCAGAUACUGUGUCACACGCAGCAGCCGCUACGACCACACUCGCAGACAACGUGGCGCCCACUGUAGCCGCUACGGCAGAGGUCACAGCAGCCGCUACAGCAACAGUCGCAGACACAAUGAUGCAAACGGCAACAGCCAUGGGCACAGUCGCAACUAGAGAGUCAUCCACAUCAGAAACAUGCCAAGCGGCCGUAACAGGAAGCACAGGACCCGCGGAGGCAGUUGUCGAUUUGCCCGGCCAUACCACAGCCUUCCAUGCUUUGUGCGUGGUAUGGAGAGGACGCCUGACCACCUCAGCUGCCAACACUCGUUGGUGGUCAAAGAGUUGGUCCGGUGAUGCCCUGGCUAAACGCAUCGGUUCCGCCGCACCUGUAACUCUUCUGUUUUUAACCAAUGCCGAAACAGCAGCAGCAGUCACAGCAGCACAUGCAGACUACGAGGUAGAUGAAGUUGCACCCACAGCAGCCUCUACAGCAACAGUCGCAGACACAAUGAUGCAAGCGGCAACAGCCAUGGACACAGCCACAGCUAGAGAGUCAUCCACAUCAGAAACAUGCCAAGUGGCCGUAACAGGAAUCACAGACAAUCCGUUUGACACUGGAACUUUCACUUGUCGCAUACUUCCAAAGUUAUGCGAAAUACCCUGUGCAAUGUUUCGCAGGAGUGUUCAGAAGCAGGGUCUACUGCACAGUAUGGCAGAAAUCAAUGAAUUGAUGCGCACAGAAAAGUACGAGCCAGUAGAAAACCAUAACGUCAAGAUCAUCGGAUACAUCCAUCCUGGAGGAAUGGAUUCCUACAAAAAGCUCUGUGCAGCCAUCAAAGGCCUGAAGUAUGAAGUUUUGUACACAGAGAUGAUCGUACUGCUUCCUGCUGACCGUCAGCCUAGAGAUGAUUGACCCACCCUGGCUGCUCACAGAGCUAUGAGUUUAUGAUGAGGAUGAUAAUCAUCGUCAGUGACAGCAGCAUCACCAGUACCAGCCACAGGAGCAGCAGCAGCAACAGCAGCAGCAGAAGUAGCAGCAGCACAAGCAUACUCAUGACCUAAUUCUCAGGUACACCACUUUGUGUGUUUCCUGCUCUGGCGCAACUAUGUACACACACUGUACAACUAUGUACACACACUGUACAACUAUCUGCUGAGCUAGUGGUUGCGGAAGCAGGUGUUCUUGCCAUUUAAUAGCUCUAUUGCUACCCGUUGUUAUUUUUUCUUCCUGCCAUUUAUUUCCUUUCCUCCUAUGCUCCUUACAUAUUCGCCUUUAUGUUAUUGGGCCACUACAGGUUUGAUUGUACAACUAUGUACACACACUGAACAAGGCAGAGGAGAUUUGUUUUUUCGGUUUGGUUUUCGAUACGAGAAAUAAUAUUCGCUCAUUUGUUCAGCUGCAUAAUAUUUCUGCAUAAUAUUUCUGCAUUGUUUUAUUUUGUCUGAUCUCAGUAGUUGUUGCAGUUCUGCUAGGUUUUACCGGGUGUUAGCGGCCGUCGUGGACGGACACGAUGAUUUACUUUUUUCACUUUUUUCAUCCUAGUCAACCUGGGACAACUUCAGUAGACCAUAUUUGUAAGUGGAUUGAUCAAGAUCUGCCUUCACUGUUUCGUGCAUUCUAAAUUCUCUCGGCUGGAGAUCUGUUUUUUCUGUCUCUUUGGCCUUCAAACUACAUUAACGGCUACGUAAUGGUGUUUAAAUUGGCGUGUGAGCAACACUGGCUCACACUCAAAACUAUUUUUACUUCACCAUAAGCACAGGCAAAAUCUGCCUUCUCGCUGUGUUGAUGACGGUAGCACAACACAGAAGUGUCACUGCUGCCUUUUGUGGAGCACUUUUCAGAGUGUGUUUCUUUGUGUUAUUUCUUGCUGUUUCCUGCUUCCUCUUCUGUCCUUUUUGCUAGCCACUGCCAUAAGCCAUCAGCUGAUUAUCUUUUUUUUCCUUCUCUGCUACAUUAGAUUUGUAGACCGUUAAUUUUAUGUUUCAAACUCCAUGUUGUUGUCUCUCCUCCUCCCCCCCCCCCCCCACACACACACCACACACACUCACACCCAUCAUUCCCAUCCCGUACCCAACCCCACGCAUACACAUUACACCACACCUCUACAUUAUCGUGCUAUUGUUUUCAUUGAGUAGUCUUGGUCAUGCUAAUUACAAUAGAAAUCCCCUCGUCCUCUCCCACAUCUCUAUUUCACCUCUCUUUACAAGUCCUGUUCCCUCUAGUAUUAAACUAUUAUUCUCAGGAGAGAGUAGUGUUUGGUUAUCAUAUUUUUCGAUCUUUUUUUAUUUUCCCUCUAACGAAAAUGGCUGUGAGUGACGAUAGGGUAAUUUUAAAUGUUUUGCGAGAGUUGGCAGUCUCGGAGGGCCGGCUGUCAGUGAUUUGGAGAUGAUGUUGGACAGGACACUACCCAUGUAUUCUCCUGGCAUGUUUUUUUGUUUUGUCACAGGUGUUAUAUUGUUUUGGUUUUUACAUUGAUUUUGUAUGUGGAAACAAGGGGAUUACGGAUUUUUGACUCUUUCCUCUACCAAAUGCCACUGUUUACACAUGUAUUUGUUUUCAUUUUUUGGUGUUGUGUUCUAGUCAUUCAUCAUGCCACCGUGAAUUGUAUUCUGUUUGCCCGUAAAUGAGGCUUGUGUUUUAUUGA